Linepithema humile (Argentine ant) is the source of this 3215-nucleotide messenger RNA. Its product is annotated as 2-oxoadipate dehydrogenase complex component E1. Gene Ontology annotation, biological process: tricarboxylic acid cycle. Gene Ontology annotation, molecular function: thiamine pyrophosphate binding; oxoglutarate dehydrogenase (succinyl-transferring) activity. The record is from RefSeq and is a predicted model, not a curated record. Lineage: Eukaryota; Metazoa; Arthropoda; Insecta; Hymenoptera; Formicidae.
CUUCGUAGAGGGGAGAGGCUCUUAUGCGAGUUAAUAAAACAGAUUCAGCGAGAGUCUCGGGCUUACAAUGCGAUAAAUCUAUUAUUGCGGUGAUAUUAUAUCGAGAAUGUACGCGAUCAAGAGAAUUGUGUUGAAGAAAAAAAACCUGCGUUUUCAAUGGAAAUGGUCAACAUGUUGUGUUAAUAUUCAAUCAUAUCACAGCGAGAAUGGCGUUUAUGGAUACAAGCCAAGUCAACGAAGGCACUUUGAAGUGCCGAAAAAAUAUUUUGAUAAACGAGCAAAACAGAGUAAUUUUUAUAGACUAGUCAGUGCGUAUAGAGCUCAUGGACAUAAACAAGCUGACAUAGAUCCCAUUUCAACGAACGAACCAUUGUUCUUGCCUGAGUUGCAACCAAAAAAUUUUGGAUUGAACUUGAUGGAUAAAGUCUCUUUUCAAGAAAUUCUAUUUACACAACAGAAUGAAGGAACAGUGGAAGAAGCCAUUCAAUUUUUAAAUGCUACUUACAGUGGUAAUAUUGGAACUGAAUUCAGUUAUCUUGAGACGGAAGAAGAGAGGGAAUGGUUCGCUGAAAACGUGGAAAGAACAUUAGCCGAACCAUUGGACGAUGAAACGCGCAAAACGAUAGCCAUAGAAAUGCUGAAAAGUCAAGCAUUUGACAACUUUUUGGCCAAAAAAUUUGUAAGUCUAAAGAGAUAUGGAGGAGAAGGAGCAGAGAGUAUGAUGGCUUUCUUUCAUGAAUUUUUCAAGUUAUGCGCUCGUGAUAAUUUGGAACAUAUCAUUCUUUGCGCGGCACAUCGCGGCCGCCUUAAUCUAUUAACAGGCUUGCUAAACUUUCCUCCAAAUAAAUUAUUUCAUAAAUUACGAGGACUUUCCGAGUUUCCAAAUGCAGAUAAAUGUACCGGAGACGUGAUUAGCCAUCUUACAAGUUCCACCGAUCUUAACAUAGGACAAAAAUGCCUUCACGUAACCGUGCUUCGAAAUCCGUCGCAUUUGGAAAUAGUAAAUCCAGUGUCAAUGGGUAAAACGCGAGGAGUUAUGCAGGCAAUUCAAGAAGCUGCAUAUGGUGAAAAUAAAAAUGCACAAUGGAGCGAUAAAGUAAUAAACAUCCAAGUACAUGGGGACGCUGCCUACCCGGGACAAGGGGUUAACCAAGAAUGUUUAGCUUUGUGUCGAACGCCACAUUUUGAAAUCGGUGGUACGAUACACUUUGUAAUCAACAAUCAGUUAGGGUUCACGACUCCGUCUUCGAGGAGCCGAUCGUCAAGAUACUGCACAGAUUUAGCAAAAACUAUAUCCGCGCCUGUAAUACACGUAAACGGUGAUAAACCUGAGAUGGUCGUGCAGGCAGCAAGAAUAGCUUUUCAAUAUCAGAGACAGUUCAGGAAAGAUGUUUUCGUUGAUUUAAAUUGCUUCAGAAAGUGGGGGCACAAUGAACUAGACGAUCCCGUGCUCACUAAUCCUAUUAUAUAUAAAAUUAUACAAAAUCGAUUAUCUAUACCGGAUCAAUAUGUAGAACAACUAGUAGGUGCCAAUGUUUUUACUCGAGAAGAUGUUAAUAAUAUCAUCAAUAGUCACACCGCAUGGUUGAACGAAACUCUAAAAGAAUCCAUGAUGGAUGUGCCGCAACAGACAGCCAUGCACUUUGCUGGAAGGUGGAACGGAAUGAAACAAGCUGAAUCUAAUAUAACAUCAUGGGAUACUGGCGUUGAGUUCAAUCUGUUAGAUUUUGUGGGGAAGAAAAGCGUUCAAGUACCUUCAAACUUUGACAUUCAUCCACAAUUGGUGAAAAGUCAUAUUCAAAGUCGCCUAAGAAAGCUUCAAAGCGGUAACACCUUAGACUGGUCAACCGCUGAAGCGUUAGCCAUUGGUUCCCUGUUACAUCAAGGAUACAAUGUGAGAUUAAGUGGACAGGACGUAGGCCGCGGAACUUUUUCACAGAGGCACGUGAUGUUCGUAGAUCAAUCAACAGGAGCUACUUUUAUUCCAUUAAAUUCUAUGGUAAGUUGCCAAGUUGGCAAACUAGAGAUAGCUAACAGUAUUCUAUCCGAGGAAGCUGUACUAGGGUUCGAGUAUGGUGUAAGUAUAGCAUCACCGUUUACGUUGCCUAUAUGGGAAGCUCAAUUCGGGGAUUUUUUCAACGGAGCACAAAUCAUUAUCGAUACAUAUGUAACGAGUGGAGAAGCAAAAUGGUUGCUGAGCAGUGGUCUAACAAUGCUUUUACCACAUGGUUAUGAUGGUGCUGGUCCGGAACAUAGUUCAUGUAGACUCGAAAGAUUUUUACAAUUAACUGACAGUAAGGAGAAUGAAGUCGACAGCGAUAAUAUUAAUAUACAGAUUGUGAAUCCUACUGAACCAGCACAAUAUUUUCAUUUACUGAGAAGACAGAUGGUAAGAAAUUAUCGAAAACCCCUGAUCGUGGUAGCGCCCAAGAUCUUAUUGCGUCAUCCGGCAGCAAUAUCAUCUCUAUCAGAUUUCGAGCCUCGAACGAGCUUCAAAACUAUUAUCGGAGACAAUAAAGUAAAACAUUGCGAUGUAAAUAAAGUCAUUCUGGUCAGUGGAAAACAUUAUUAUGCGCUUGAUAAUUAUCGAGAGACUACCGGAAAUAAGAAUGUAGCUAUUAUCAGAAUAGAAAGUUUAUGCCCAUUUCCUGUACACGAAUUACUAGAAGAAAUUACUAAGUACGCACACGCGAGAACUUUCAUCUGGAGUCAAGAAGAACCACGAAACAUGGGUGCGUGGACUUUUGUUAAGCCACGUUUCGAAAACUUAUGUGGACGACAAUUAAAAUAUUGUGGUCGAGAAACCAUGGCAGCGCCAGCUGUAGGAGACGGACUAAUACAUCAGCGAGAAGCUAACGAAGUUAUUGUUACACCAUUUACAAUGAAAUAAAGAUCGAAAUAUAUUACUGCAACAAAUUGAUCAUAUAUUCUAAUAUACAAUUAAGACAAUGCACAUAGUGCUAAAUAACAAUAUAUUCUACCAUAUUUUUACUUUCAAUGAUGUCACAAAACUCAUAUUUUCAUAUUUGGAUUUUUUAUUCGGAUCAGAAAUCAAAUAAUGUCUGAUAAUUAACGUCUGCACAAUAGUAUAAUUUCCCCUUUCUCUCUCACUCUCUCUAAUAGUAUAAUUUCUAAUGGUAUUCUAUACAUUAACAUUUGUAUUAUCUAACUUUCAGCUUUGAAGAAACAAUCAAAUAUAUCAACAAAUGAAUACA